AUGUCUGAUUCAAAUACUAUACCCACCAUCAAGGUUGACAAUCUACAAACAAAGGAUUCAGUACCAACAACAACGACAACAACAACAUCAUCAGCAACAGCGUCAGUAGAGAAUAGUCCUAAACAGACUUGUAAAGAUAAUGACCAUUCAAGUUUAACAACAACAACAGCAACAACAGUUGUGAAUGGACACGAUUCACAACAACAACAACAACAUGUAGCACCAGCAUUGACCAAACUGCCACUAUCACCUGUAUCAACAAAACUACCAUUAUUUUCAUCGACAUCAUCAACAACAUCAUCAACAACAUCAUCCAACGUUGGCAAUGAGCAUGUGACUGCUCCAUUGACACCAACUACACCCACGUCUCCCAAUCCAACACUCAUUCCUCAGGCUGACCUCUCAAGGUACUUGAGAGAGAUUGAGUGUAAUGCACCACAGUCUGCCAUCCAAGCAUUGAAUGAACUGAUGGCAAGUGCACAGACUAAACAACUAUCUAAUGAUGCAACCUUACAAUUGUUGCAAUGGAUACCAAAGUAUAUAUUUAGCGUCCUCAAUCUUAGGAAUAGUAACAGUAAUAACAGCAGUAUCAACACUAGCUUGAGUGCAGAAACAAAGCUCAGCAUCAUCUCAUUCUUCCAACAAUGUAUAUACACGACAAUAAGCUGCCUUAGAUAUGAUGUGGCAGACCUCUGGCUGGGCUUUGCUCGCAUGUUCAACCUGCAGCACUCUUUCUACUCGACGAUCAAGUUUGACUCUAUUGAGAAGGAGGCAUUCGCCGGCAAGGAGUCACUCUAUUUCAAGAAACCAGACACUGUCCACUCGAUGUUCUACUAUCACAAUCUCAUGCUACUUGAAGAGAGCAACUUCUUCCAGCUGAUCUUGGAGCACGUGACCACGCGCCAGGUCUCCCUGGCCAAGCUGCGGGCCAUCAUGAAGACCUUUGUAAACAUCAAGGACAACAUCAACCUGGUCUUCCUCAAUCACUACGUGCCACAGCUCAAGGACGCCCUCUUUGCCUUCCUGCCCGACCUCUUCUUUGAGGAGCUGCCACCACUGGAGAAGGAGGCAUUCAAAGAGGUCUGCAACUCCAUUCAACACUUGCUGGCCACAAUCAUGCCUCAGGCAGAUAUCACCAAGGCCUUCCAGGAGUUUGACUUGAAUCGCGCACUAAAGAGCUUCCAGAGUGUCAACCUGGAGCGCAAGCUACGCGGUCUGCGCUUCAUCAAGAAGAGUGCCAAGUGGACGCUGAGCAGUAGUGAGCAGUCAUCCAAGGGUGCCUUUGGUCUGGGUGGAUGGCUCAAGAAGCCGAGCACCAAGUCGUCGCCGUCAGUGGUGAAGAAGCCCAACGAUUUCAUUCAGAAUGGAACAACCACCAACAACACAAGUAAUGCUGUUGGUGGAAACAACAACAACAACAACUCACCAUCCAAUGUUGAUCAACAACUACUUCUCACAUGGACACUAAAGAAUGAGAUUGUGGAGAGCUUCUGUUUGAUAUCCGAUCAACCAGAUAUCAUUCGUAACGGACUGCCCGUGAUGAUAUUCCUGUGUCAGAACAACAAGCUGAGCAACACCCAUCUGGAGCUGCUCUGGAACUCAUCGAUCGGCAAGCACGAGUCCGUCAGGAGCACAAUAUACAACGCGUUGCUCGACCUCGUUGGCUACCUGCAUCUAGAGCAGCUGGACCAUAUCUACGACGUCAUCAACAAGACCAUCUCGACACUAAAGUCCAGCGAGUUUGACAACGAUCUGCAACAAUUCCUGUACAACCUCUCGAUGAUCUCAAUUCAGCAUCCAGACAACAGCGACCUGUCCGCCAACCAUAAGUGGUACGGCGUGGACCUCUUCUGGCGUCUGAUGCAAGACGGCAACACCGUCGGCUCUGGAGAUCAGGUGCUCUGCAUGCGAUCGCUGCCCCUACUCGUGGCCCUACUGCGUCUGCCCGAGUGCGCCACACUGCGCACACAAUAUAUCGAUCAGUGCGUGGAGAAUCUACGCACGUUCAACUCUGUACAUCAGUCACUGUCACUCAUCAUCAGCAUCGUGGAGUUGUUUCCCAAGAAGCAGCAACGCGGCGUGCUCGAGUCGCUCGAGAGCAAGCACAAGAUAUUCGACCUGUUCUUCAAGGAGAUCUCACACUACAAGAAGGUUGUGAUGGGUCGUUCCGCUGGACUAAGUUUGUCAUCGGUGGAGGCACUCAACCUGGCGGUCAUUUUCGGGCUCUUCCCACACAUCCAACAGAUUCAGGGACGCUUGGAGUUCCUUGAGUACAUCAUCUCGCAGACAUCCAUCAUGCUCAACAUCCAACAGGUCGACCUUCUGUGGGACGCACUGGUUCGCGACGCCAUGACCCCAGAGGAGAAGGAGAUCUGCUUCGCCUGGCUCAAGAACACCAAGUUGCAGGGAAAGGAGCGUAUUGCCUUCCCUGAGCAGGUGGUCCGUCAUCUAUUCCUCGAGAAGAUGUCCAACCUAGACUGGAGCAGCAUGGGCCUGUCCUCUUACUGUGUGUUUGAACGGUACUUCUUCUACAUCAACGAGAAGAGCAAUAAGAUCAAGAAGAUUCAGGGUUCAAUCUUUACUGGCGACCUGUUUGCUCAACAACUUGGUCUGCCAACGACAAAGGCCAAACAGUUGUCCUCUCCAGCACAGUCCCCAGCCAACUCUCCAAGCAUGUCAUCAGCAUCACCCCAACAAAUGCCACCGCUGAUGCAGGGCAUCAAUCCAUCGAUGCAGCCAUCAACCGCUGGAUCAUCCAAUGACCCGUCAAAGGCCACAUCCAAUGACUUUUCACCAAGUGACUAUUACUUGGUCAGUCUGGAGCUUCUCGGUAUCUCACAGCUUUGGUCUGCAGCACUGAGCUCACUUUGCAUUGAGGUCAGCGACCAGGCCAUCAUCACGCUCAACACGUUGUAUCUCAGCGGUGACAAGUCCAACAACAAGUUCAAGGAGGAGUACAUCAAGACGUGUAUGGACAACAUCACUAAGUCACUGGCCACCGCCACCACCAGUGCCACCUCUGUGAAUCGCAUCUGUCGUGCACUGCUCAUGAUUAAAUCAUUUGCCAACUGCGAGUACAAACAGUCCGAGGCCGCCGACAGCAAGGCGAUCAACAAACUCAAGUCACCGCUCUUCUUCUCUUCCAACGCACCUGUCAACCCUCCUCUGAUGCCAUUCUUUGUCAAGUUGGAUCGAGGAGACAGCUACGUGAUCUCAGACAUCACCGGCACCGAUACACUCAGAAUGCUCAAGCGCAAGGUGGCCUGUAUGUAUGGCCAACCAAAGCCUCCAGUCCGCUCACUCAAGGUGUUCCUUGGUGAGAAGGAGCUCAAGGACGAUGACAAAUGCAUGGAGGAGUUCAAGAUAUUCGAUUCGGCUGGCUCACAAAACUAUCCCAUUCUUAUCAAGAAGUCGUCGCAGUCCAGUAUUCAAACGACAUCGACAUCCAAUGGUACAUCGACAACUCCUUCCACUCCUUCAUUAGUGGGCAGCAGCAGUAGCAAUGGUGGUGGAAAGGAGGACGCAAAGAAGGACAAGAAGGCAAAGAAGGACAAGAAGGUGGACAAGGAAAAGACAAAGGCUGGUGAGCAAGACGUCGAGUCUACCACACCGGACGAUGACGAUGACUUGGUCGACCUACUUGAUGAUACGCCCCUCGUAACCAUGGCAUUGGAGACGUUGCAGAACCAACUUGGUGGAUGUGGACUCACCGGUGACCUGCAGUUGCGUAAGGUCCAGGAGACCAAGUCCAAGAGCAUUGGCACCAAGAUCAAGUCUGAGAACUCAUUGGUGACGAUCAUUUCAAAGCCAGUCUACUUUGAUCAGAUAUUCAAUCUACUGGACUUUGACAAUGAAAUUGCAGAGAAUGCAUGGGUGUUGUUGGGUGAUCUACCCAUCAACUCCAAGGUGCUUAGUGAUAUAAAGGCAUUCAAAGGUAAACAUUCAAUCACGAAUGAUGGUCUACCGGUUCACAGUUACUAA
This is a messenger RNA of Acytostelium subglobosum LB1, 3981 nucleotides long. RefSeq lists its product as hypothetical. Lineage: Eukaryota; Evosea; Eumycetozoa; Acytosteliales; Acytosteliaceae. The record is from RefSeq and is a predicted model, not a curated record. The transcript is spliced from 2 exons. Bases 1 to 3981 code for a protein of 1326 amino acids.